AUGGAGAAGCAGCAGCAGGAGAGGAUGCUCCUCCAAGCCGCCUUCGACGGCAACCUCCGCCUCGUCAAAAAGAUGGCGCGGAGGCUCAACUCGGGGCCAGGCGAGGCGGCCAUCAUGGCGGCGGUGGUUGACGGAAACAGCGGGAACAGCGCGCUGCACCUGGCGGCCAUGGAGGAGAAGAUGGACGUCUGCAGGUACCUCGUGGAGGACCUCCGCCUUGACAUCAACCAAACCAACGACAAUGGUGAAACUCCGCUAUUCCUUUCUGCAUUUUUCGGGAGAACCGUGGCUGCAAAAUAUCUUCUUGCUCAUGAUGCCGAUCCAAAGUUAGGUGGUAAAACAGGAUCGCCUCUCCAUGCUGCUGCACACAAAGAACAUCAAGGAAUAGUCAAACUGCUGCUUUCAAGAGGAAUUGACGUGGAUAUACCUUCCCCGCUUGGGACUCCGUUGCAUUUGGCUGCUACUUAUGGUCAAGAUGGUACGAUGAAGAUUUUGUUGGAGCACCAUGCAGAUCCAAACAAGGUUCUCAACCUUGAUGAUACCCCAUUGAGUAUGGCCAUAAGGCCCAUACCAACUGCAUCGGUGAACUGUGUGAAGCUACUCAUUAAGGCUGGCGCUGAUGUGAAUUUCACUGACUCGAAUGGUGGUAGUUACGUGGCGUUGGCAGCAACUUGUGGCUCAGCUGGCAUCAUGAACUGUUUACUAGAAGCUGGUGCCAACCCGAAUAUUGCAGAUGAAUUUGGUAUAACUCCAAUUGAAGUUGCUGCUUCCCAAGGCAAAAGAGAAAUUGUUGAAAUGUUAUUUCCCGUAACUUCUCCGAUUUCAAAGCUUCCCGAUUGGAGCAUUGACGGGAUCAUUUCGCAUGUGAAAACUUUUGGUUUGCAGCAGGAUAAACUUAAGUGUCAGAAGAAAAGAGCUGAAUUGAAAUUAAAAGCUGCUGAGGCUUUUAAGAGAAGUGAAUAUAUGAUGGCAGCAGAGAUGUAUACUGUUGCAAUGGAACUUGGCCCUAGCUCAGAUGAUUAUGCAACCCUGCUAGCAAAUAGGAGUCUCUGUUUGUUGCGCUUGGAAAAUGGACCUAUGGCUCUCAAAGAUGCUACUUUGUGUAGAAUGAUGCGACCCAACUGGCCAAAAGCCUGCUAUCGACAAGGGGCUGCUUUUAUGCGUCUGAAGGACUACGAAAAAGCAUGUGAGGCUUUCGCAGAAGGCCUAAAGUUGGACCCCAAAGCCGUUGACAUUGAGAAUGCUUUAAGGGAAGCAACUGCAAUGAAGACUUAA
Molecule: messenger RNA, 1275 nt
Organism: Triticum turgidum subsp. durum (durum wheat)
Lineage: Eukaryota; Viridiplantae; Streptophyta; Magnoliopsida; Poales; Poaceae
Source: the annotation of a GenBank genome assembly